Molecule: messenger RNA, 1974 nt
Organism: Dipodomys ordii (Ord's kangaroo rat)
Lineage: Eukaryota; Metazoa; Chordata; Mammalia; Rodentia; Heteromyidae
Gene: Upf3a
Product: UPF3 regulator of nonsense transcripts homolog A (yeast)
Exons: 8
Coding region: 1-888 (295 amino acids)
Biological process (GO): nuclear-transcribed mRNA catabolic process, nonsense-mediated decay; positive regulation of translation
Cellular component (GO): nucleolus; cytoplasm
Molecular function (GO): telomeric repeat DNA binding
Source: RefSeq, a predicted model, not a curated record
AUGCAGAGAAUAAGGGUCUUGGGACCUGGCACAACCUUCAAAGGCCCCUCCGCAGAGGGCGCGCGUGACCGGCCCGCGCCGCCCCAGGUGGUCCUCCGUCGGCUGCCCCCCGGCCUCACCAAGGAGCGACUGGAGGAGCUGCUGCGGCCGCUGCCGGCACACGAUUACUUCGAGGUGGUCGCCGCGGACGUCAGUCUUUAUCCUCAUCUCUACUCAAGAGCAUACAUUAAUUUUAGAAAUCCUGAUGACAUUCUUCUGUUCAGAGACCGUUUUGAUGGAUAUAUCUUCAUUGGCAAUAAAGGCCUGGAGUAUCCUGCAGUGGUGGAGUUUGCUCCCUUCCAGAAGAUAGCCAAAAAGAAGCUGAAGAAGAAGGAUACCAAGACUGGAAGCAUCGAAGACGAUCCAGAUUAUAAACAGUUUUUGGAAAUGUACAGUGUGGAGGAAGAGAAAACCAGUGCCAAUCCUGAGACACUUCUAGGGGAGAUAGAGGCAAAGACAAGAGAACUCUUUGCUAGAAGAACCACACCUCUUUUGGAAUAUAUUAAGAAUAGAAAAUUAGAAAAGCAGAGAAUUCGAGAAGAAAAGAGAGAAGAACGGAGGAGGAGAGAAUUAGAAAAAAAACGCUUGCGGGAAGAAGAAAAAAGAAAAAGAAGGGAAGAAGAAAGAUAUAAAAGAAAAGAAGCAGAUAAGCAAAAGAAAACUGAGAAAGAAGUAAGGAUUAAGCUUCUUAAGAAACCAGAAAAGGGAGAGGAACCAACCACAGAGAAACCAAAACAAAAAGGUGAAGAAAUGUGUACUGGAGAUGAAAAACAGGAAACAUAUGCCCCCUGUACAACCUUGAAAGUCAAGCCCCUGGAGAACCCACCAGAAGUGCCCAGGGAGAAGUGAGCAUGCCUCGUUUCUACGACCUUCAUCAUGAAGUCACAUCAUCAGUGAGUGUGUAGACCUCACUUUAGACUUGGGAUCUGGAAGCGUUGUCAGGAUAUGAUAGCAGUUGUUUGUUUCCCAUUAGUCAUGCCAAGAUCUUUGUAAAUGUUGACUGUACAAUCACAUCUACCUUUAAAUCAAGAAGUUUCUCUAUUCUUCAACUGUUGCCUAUGUGAACUCUUCUUUCACCCAUUAGCUUUUCCUCUCCUAGCUCCUCAUCUGCACUGAGGUCUUUAUCUGCUCUCCCAGUCUCUCUUCCUGCAUAGUUUUUUACAGGUUUGUUGUUUUCCUGUUUUGAGAUUUUUGUACCUAUUUGUUCUUCCAGUCACCUACAGUUAUCUGUUAUUUAAAAAUUCAGUUAUCUAGAAUUGUAUAUUUCAAACUCUUUCAGGGAUAUCCAGUUCUUAAGUGCUAUGAUUUUUCUCUGUGGACCUGCUUCCUACUGGUCUUGUCUCUUUCCCUGCUCAUAGGUGACUCCAUGGGGUGAACUUAUUGGUGCAAAGAGCAGAUAAGGCCCCUUGCCACAACAUUCCAUCUGCAACUCACAGCCAAGCUUGCCUAACCCAGGGCUCCUGCCCCUCACUCCAUUACCACUUCCAUGAUCUUGUACCCUGAGGUUUGUACACAGUGUUUUUGUGUCAUUGUUUACAGUACAGCAGCACUUGAUGCCAUCUCUGGCAUGGCGUCCUCGUGGUCUCACCUGAUGUUCAUAUGGACAAGCCCCAGAUGGAGUGUAUGGAUUUGCGGGUCAAGUAGGCAAAGACUUCAAGAACCAAACAGCUAAUUAUUUACUGUUCAUUAAUAUUUAGGUAUGUGUUUAAAGCUAUCUGACAUUAUUAAACUUCAGUGAACUUGGCUAUGUUUGGAGCAGACAGGACUGCAUCUUAGUACACAUGUAUCUGGGCUCCAAGGAAUGUCUCAUUAAGUUCAUCUGCACUUAUUUUGGAGAGCUAUUUAGAAGACUGUGUAUAGUACCUUAGAGUCUUACUUACUCCUUGUCUGUCACUCAAGCAUAAUGGCAUAAAUCAGUAUUGCAGUUUGUUCAUC